This is a messenger RNA of Amphiprion ocellaris (clown anemonefish), 1975 nucleotides long. RefSeq names its product 2-hydroxyacyl-CoA lyase 1 (gene hacl1). The transcript is spliced from 17 exons. Gene Ontology annotation, cellular component: peroxisome. The record is from RefSeq and is a predicted model, not a curated record. Gene Ontology annotation, biological process: fatty acid alpha-oxidation. Gene Ontology annotation, molecular function: magnesium ion binding; catalytic activity; thiamine pyrophosphate binding. Lineage: Eukaryota; Metazoa; Chordata; Actinopteri; Pomacentridae. Bases 94 to 1800 code for a protein of 568 amino acids.
UGUAGCAGAAUCUAAACAAGAGGCAGUACUUCGUUGAUGUAGCUAGCAGGUCUAGCAGCGGUUUGGUGUAACGUUUUGGAGCUCUGUAGAAACAUGGAAGAAGUGACAGGAGCUCAGCUGAUUGCUGAGUCUCUAAAGGCUCAGAAAGUGGAGUACAUGUUCGGGAUAGUGGGUGUUCCUGUCAUUGAAGUGGCCAUGGCUGCUCAGGCUGCAGGCAUCAAAUAUGUGGGAAUGCGCAACGAGCAAGCGGCGUGUUAUGCAGCUUCUGCCAUCGGUUAUCUGACUGGCAGACCAGGAUCCUGCCUGGUGGUGUCUGGGCCUGGACUCAUCCAUGCUCUGGGUGGAAUGGCCAACGCAAACAUAAACUGCUGGCCGGUGGUUGUGAUUGGAGGGUCCUCGGAUCGAAACCAGGAAACAACUGGAGCUUUUCAGGAGUUCCCACAGGUGGAGGCAUGCCGCCUGUACAGCAAGUUUGCUGCACGACCCAGCAGUCUAGAAGCCAUCCCCUCAGUGAUAGAGAAGGCGGCCCGCACAAGCAUGUAUGGGCGUCCAGGUGCUUGUUAUGUGGACAUUGCGGGAGACAUGGUCAAUGCCAAAGUGGACAGAAGUAAAGUCAGAGAAGUGUCCUGCUGUCCACCUCCACCAGUGAGUUUGGCUGAUCAUGAUGAAAUCACCAAAGCUAUCUCUGUCUUAAAAACAGCAAAGGCACCUUUAAUCAUCAUUGGGAAAGGAGCAGCCUAUGGCAGAGCGGAGACUGUUCUGAAGGAGUUUGUGGAAAUGAGUGGCCUUCCAUUCCUGCCCACCCCCAUGGGGAAAGGAGUCCUACCUGAUGACCACCCCAACUGUGUGGCUGCUGCCCGCUCAAGAGCUCUUCUCCAGGCUGAUGUGGUGCUUCUCCUUGGAGCCAGGCUCAACUGGAUUCUACAUUUUGGUCUGCCACCUAGAUUUAACCCUGAUGUGAAGAUCAUUCAGGUUGAACUUUGUCCUGAAGAGAUGGGUAACAAUGUGAGGCCAGCUGCUGCUCUCCUGGGAGACAUCAACGCUAUUGUCACUCAGCUCCUCGCAUGUGUUCGUAAAGAGGGCUGGAAGUAUCCCUCUAAUACAGAGUGGUGGAGCACACUGAAGGAGAAGAUAGCUGCAAAUGCAAAAAUGUCAAAGGCACUUGCUCUGAAGGAAACAUUGCCCAUGAACUACUACACAGUGUUUCAUCACAUUUCCCAGCUGCUGCCACACGACUGCAUCAUUGUCAGCGAGGGCGCAAACACCAUGGACAUCGGGCGCACAAUGCUGAAUAACUACCUACCUCGACACAGGUUGGAUGCUGGCACCUUCGGGACGAUGGGAGUGGGCCUCGGGUUUGCUAUAGCUGCAGCUGCCUUGGAGAAGAGCGAGAACAGCGGCCGCAGGGUCGUCUGUGUGGAAGGAGACAGCGCCUUCGGAUUCUCUGGCAUGGAGGUUGAGACUAUGUGCAGGUAUAAUCUCCCUGUGGUCCUUAUUGUGGUCAAUAAUAAUGGCAUAUACAGCGGCAUGGAUCCUAAGACAUGGAAAGAAAUGGCAAAAAUGGGAGAUCUGACCUCUAUAGCCCCUCCCGUGUCCCUCCUCCCUGAGGCCCGCUAUGAUGAGGUCAUGACGGCGUUCGGAGGUCGAGGUUUUCUGGUGAGGACGGUGGAGGAGCUGCGCAGUGCCUUACAGCUUAGCCUGAGCGACUGGGAAAAACCAAGCCUCCUCAAUGUGCUUAUUGAUCCUUCCUCAGACAGAAAACAGCAGGAGUUUCCUUGGCUCACUCGCUCCAACCUCUAAUGUCCAGAACAUUAUCAGAACAACAGUGAAGAUUUCCUUCAGGAAAGUGGAAAUUAUGAAGCUGCUUUUGUUUUUUGUAAUUAUUUCUGUGAAAUAACCAUUUUUAGUGAUUCUUACUACACUAUAUUGUCAAAAUCAACUAAAUAACACCACAAUAAAACAUUUGUACACAUUA